AUGAAUUUAAAUUGUAAUCGUGAUCUUGUUGUGUUGAUUGGAUUUGCAUGUUCAUUUGCAUUAGGCCUGUUGUUUAAUAUAUUGGCAUGUGUAUUCUCAGAAUCUGGAUGGCCUAUCAUUAUCGUUGCAUUCUACUUCUUUACACCUCUGCCAACACUGCUACUCAAGAAUAGGGAUUCAUUCUCAAGUGAUGCUGGCUCUGUGAGCGAUCUAGGAUGGUUCUUGACAGGUCUAUUUACAAUUGGCGGUUUCGCUAUACCUAGUAUCUUGGCUCAUAACUAUAUCAUAACAUAUAAAGCAUUAUGGUUUGCCCUUUCAGGUGGAGUAAUAGUGUACUCCACCUUUGUAGCAUAUCUCAAAUUCUUCCAACAAGGUGAGGACAAGAUGUACGCCAUCAACAUGUAA
Messenger RNA from Acytostelium subglobosum LB1, 405 nucleotides. RefSeq lists its product as hypothetical. Lineage: Eukaryota; Evosea; Eumycetozoa; Acytosteliales; Acytosteliaceae. Gene Ontology annotation, cellular component: endosome. Bases 1 to 405 code for a protein of 134 amino acids. The transcript has 4 exons. The record is from RefSeq and is a predicted model, not a curated record. Gene Ontology annotation, biological process: late endosome to vacuole transport via multivesicular body sorting pathway.